Molecule: messenger RNA, 2187 nt
Organism: Photinus pyralis (common eastern firefly)
Lineage: Eukaryota; Metazoa; Arthropoda; Insecta; Coleoptera; Lampyridae
Product: kinetochore protein ndc80-like
Exons: 15
Coding region: 192-2057 (621 amino acids)
Biological process (GO): attachment of mitotic spindle microtubules to kinetochore
Cellular component (GO): Ndc80 complex
Source: RefSeq, a predicted model, not a curated record
UUGAAAUACAGCCCAAGUGGGAGAGAGAGGCAACUAUUUACGUGUAAAGUUUCUUUGUGAACACGUACAUUUGAAUUGUAACGAAUUUUCUCAAUUUCCUCCUGGGUGUUUAGCUGUUUACAAAUCACCGAAAACUUGGAAACCGUUGUAUUCAUAAAUGUGUGUAUUGUUCUGUGGCUGUACUUUCGAGAAUGUCAGCCGCGAGACGUGAGAGAAGCCACAGCGCUGGACCAUCGAAUGGUGCGAGACUAUCUCGACUUCCUAUAAGGGAUACGGGGCAGGCAAGUCGAAAGAAAUCGAUCGAUCGCAAGCGCACCAAGAGCACUUUAGGUGAACCGGCACGUGUCAGUCGUCAAAGAAGUGGAUCUUUGUUGCGGACGCCCCUAACCCAAUCCGGAGGAAGAUCCAUUGGAAAAUCGCCGACUCUUUCAUCCAUUAAAAAAGACAGUAGGCCGAUUAGCGAUAAGAAAUGGCAGUACGAACAGCUUGUAAAGGUUAGGAGCUUUUUUGCGCGCAACGAACCGCAGAUCGAUCACAACGCAAUCAAGGCCGGAAUGCCGACGGAUAUGUUCAUUGCGGUAACCGCUGCGUAUUUUCGAAGGAUCGACAAAAGAAUCAUUAUAAAUCGAGAGAAUUACAUAGAGGAAGUUCCGUCGCGAUUACGCCUGUUUCGCUAUCCGAUCAGCGUGAAACCGUCACUUAUGAAAGCAGUGAAUAUACCUCACUCGUGGCCUUCCGUCAUUGCAAUUUUGGCAUGGUUGCAUGAUGUCAUCGAAUCCAGCAGUGAUGACAAGUCGCAUGGGACCACUUUGCAGGAUGCCGCAUUAAAAUGUUUUAUGGAUAUGUACAACUUAUGGAAUAUGAUGGAGGAGUCGAGCAGUGAGUUGGUGAAACCACUCAAGGAGUUGGAAAAUACAGCAGGGGAAUACUUCGGUAACGAUCUAGAGCGGCUAAGACAGUCGGAGCAGAGAUGUCGUACUUUGGAAGCUAGCGUGAUCGAUUAUGCCGAAGUAAAUAAAAGGAAACGGAUGGAAAAUAUGGCGUUAAAGGAGAAAUGUGACUCUUUACACAAUAAAUGCGAAGCUUUCCUUCUCUCCAAUAAGGCGUUUGAGGAGAAAAUUACCCUGCACAAGGUGACUAUCUCGAAGAAGAGCGAACAGUUAGAUAAGGAAUUAGAAGAUUUGAUCGCAAUGGAAAAGAACCUAAAGUACGCCAUUAGUAACCAAUUGUAUAGUAUCACGGAUCAAAAGCAGCUCAUUAGUGAAAUUGAAGAUUUAAAAAAUGUUAUUAGGUUGCAAGAGGAACGAAGUCAUCAGCAAAAGAACUGUGUGUACGAUUUUGAUCGGAAACUAUCCGAUCUGAAUCAAAAGAUCCAAUCCAGCGCGUUUAACUAUAACAACGUCAUUCGAAAUAUGAAAAUUUUGGAUCCUUCGUUGAAAGAACUGGAAAUUAUCGAAAGUGGAUUUAUGAGAAGUGAUACUGCACAGACCUUCGACAGUAUUUUACAAAAAUUAAAUAAAAAAGCGGCGGAGAUGAGAACAAAGCUAAAUGCGGAACAAAACGCACUAACCGAAAUUAAUCAGAUGUGUCAGACGUUAGAGAAACAGCUGGAGGUGGUCAACAGCGAAUUAGAUGUGUGCACUAGAAUAGAGGCCGAAGAGCAGUUCACAAUGGAGCACCAUAUUGCAAGACUCGAGCGCGAGAAGCAACUUGCCAUUGAUAAUGUGAACAUUGUACAAAAUGAGCUACUCGAUUUGAAGAGUAGAAGACCCAACAUGGACGCCUUACCACCAAACAUCUUGCAAAUUCAAAAGGAAAAAUCUGAUGCCGUCGACAAAGAGACUCGCGACUUAAAAUACAAGGCGUUCAAGUUUUUCACCCAAUUGGAUUUGCAAAUUUCCAACAACCUCCUCAACUACAUGAAAAUCAUGGAUGAGCUUAACAAGUCUUAUGAUGCUGCCCUUGAGAUGAUGUGUUCAGAUUUCACCUCGUCUACCGAGUUUAUUCAAAGAAUCGAUCGAGAGAUUGAUGAUUUACAGUCUGGAAAGAAAGAUUAGUAAUUUUUCUGUUUGUAGAGUUAUAUUGCACUUAAUUCGUUUGUAUUUUUGUUUUUCUAUCAACUUAAGCAUUUGUAUUGUAUUCUGUCUUUACUAUUCUUGAAAAGGUCUUAAUGCGAAUACGAUAUCA